AUGGCCGGUUACAACGGACGCCGGGCACCCAAUGUGUCACAGUACCUCGAUGACCUGAACACCAUUCCCUCGGCCUACGACCAGGCCCUGCAGCAACAGCAGCAGAACUCGUUCAACGUCGAUGAGGAACUAGCCCUGUUCACCAACACCGAGUUCUUCGAUUUCGACAAGUUUACCGAUCUGUCGCUGCCUUCUUUCGACGUGGAAAAUGAUAAGACACAUGCCGAAUCCCUCUCCGACCACUCCCCGCAGAGUGCGGAUAUGAAGUUCUUGGAUUUCUUGAAUGAUGGUUUGGGUAACAUGCCCGAGUACCAGCCUCACUUCAACAAUGCCAAUGCUCCGUCGGUGCCUAUGCCCAACGCCUCAUUUUCGGUGCCGUCCGUUCCCAAUGGGUCGGUGGGUACCAGCCAGGCUGCGGUUUCGGCUGCCCCCAUGGCCCCGCCUCAGAGUGUGGCACCCGCUCCUGCUGCGAACGAUCACGCGCCGGCGUCGGCCGGCCCCAAGCGCAAGCAUACGCAGAAGUCCACCCAGGCAAGCGCUGAAGAGGCUUCAUUUUUGGCUGCCGAUGAGGACAAGCGCCGUCGCAACACGGCCGCUAGUGCUCGGUUCCGAGUGAAGAAGAAGCAGCGCGAGCAGGCCCUGGAGCGCACGGUCAAGGAGACCACAGAGAAGAAUGACGCCCUGGAAGCUAGGGUGUCCCAGUUGGAGCUGGAGAACCACUGGCUACGGGGGUUGAUCAUGGAAAAGAACGGCACAUCUGAGGGCGAUGAGCAGUCAGAGAAGGACAUCUCUGACAUGUUCAAGAAGUUCCUCGCCGCCCAGAAGGCCGAGUCAAGUCUUUCCGCGUCGAAGCGCGGAGUGGAACUGCGUAAGGCCCCAAAAGAGAAAAAAGAAGAAGAAAAAAAAAAGGAUCAAAACCAUUAA
Molecule: messenger RNA, 924 nt
Organism: Penicillium alfredii
Lineage: Eukaryota; Fungi; Ascomycota; Eurotiomycetes; Eurotiales; Aspergillaceae
Product: putative bZIP transcription factor (MetR)
Exons: 2
Coding region: 1-924 (307 amino acids)
Biological process (GO): regulation of transcription by RNA polymerase II
Cellular component (GO): nucleus
Molecular function (GO): DNA-binding transcription activator activity, RNA polymerase II-specific; RNA polymerase II transcription regulatory region sequence-specific DNA binding
Source: RefSeq, a predicted model, not a curated record